AUGAGUCGAACUUGGGUUGUCUGAAUGACCUGAAAAGAAAUCUCAAGAACAAGUACCAGAAUGUGUUGGAAGGAAUAGCCAAACAUGGAAGCUCUGUUCUGCUAGACAAUAUCUACACAGAUCUCUACAUCACUGAGGGGGGAAGGGGAAAAGUAAAUGAAGAGCAUGAAGUCAGACAGAUUGAAUUCAAGUCCAAGAGUCUAGCUGGGCAGGACAAACCAAUCAAAUGUGCAGACAUCUUUAAACCCUCUCCUGAUCAGGACAAACCAAACAGAAGAGUUCUCACAAAGGGGGUGGCUGGCAUUGGCAAAACUAUCUCUGUGCACAAGUACAUCCUGGAUUGGGCUGAGGGAAAUGACAACCAAGAGAUCAAGUUCAUCUUCCCACUGUGCUUUAGGGAGCUCAAUCUAAUGAGAGACAAGAAGUUCUCUUUGAUGGAUCUUCUUUAUGGCUUCUUUCCAGAUCUUAAAAAACUAUCCGUUGACAUCCAGCAUAAAUUUAAAGUGUUGUUUGUCUUUGAUGGUCUGGAUGAGUGUCGGCUCCAGCUAAACUUUCAUACAAAUGAAAGCUUGAGUGACAUAACAGUCGUCAAAUCAAUGGAUGUACUCUUGACUAAUCUCAUCAAGGGUAAUCUGUUCCCCUCUGCUCUCAUCUGGAUAACCUCUCGACCAGCGGCAGCCAGUCAAAUUCCUCCUGAGCAUGUUGACCUGGUGACAGAAGUGCAAGGCUUCAAUGACUUCCAAAAGGAAGAGUACUUCAGGAAGAGGAUCAACGAUGAGAGUCUUGCAAGAAGAAUCAUUUCCCACAUUAAGUCAACAAGGAGCCUCCACAUUAUGUGCUACAUGCCUGUAUUCUGUUGGAUUGCUGCUACUGUUCUUGAGAUGAUUUGUCUCUUAGGACACACACAGAUUCCAAAGACUUUGACAGAAAUGUACACAUAUUUCCUUAUUUUUCAAACCAGACAGAAAAAUACUAAAUAUGACGAUGUGCCUGACCCUGAGCCCCAAUGGAACCAUAAGCUGAUCCUAAAUCUGGGAAAGCUAGCCUACAAACAGUUAGAGAAAGGAAAUCUGAUAUUCUACGAAGAGGACCUCAGGGACUGUGGCAUUGAUGUCAAAGAUGCAACAGUGUACUCAGGUGUAUGCACCCAGAUCUUCCGAGAAGAAUCAGGGAUCUUUCAUGGGACAGUGUUCUCCUUUGUGCAUCUCAGCAUCCAGGAGUAUCUCGCUGCUCUGUAUGCAUUUCUGAAGAUGGCAUUUAGAAGGAAAGACAUACUAUCAACAGUCCCUCAAAAGGCAGACUCCAUGAUCAUCUUGCAUAAGAGUGCCGUGGACAAAGCUUUUGCUUAUGAAGAUGGGCGCUUUGACCUCUUCCUCCGUUUCCUGCUUGGCCUUUCUCUGGAGUCAAACCAGUCUCUCCUGCAUGGUCUGAUCAAUAGAGGACAGAUGGGCAUUAUGGAGAAGAUGAGGGCAGCUCUUGGCCAAGCUGGCCAUCAAGGCCAACUGAAGAAAUGGCAGAUGGACAAUGACAAAACAAUCAGGUACAUUAAAGAGAAGAUAUUGGAUGUUUCCUCAUCUGAUAGAAUGAUCAACCUCUUCCACUGCUUGAAUGAACUCAAUGACCACUCCUUAGUGGAGGAGAUCCAGAGCUACCUGGAUGCAGAGACACUUUCUGAAGCAAAGCUCUCACACGGCCAGUGGUCAGCUCUAGUGUUUGUGCUGCUGACAUCAGACCAGAAUCUGGACGUGUUUGACUUGAAGAAGUACGUCAGAUCUGAUGAAGCUCUCCUGAGGUUGGCGCCAGUAGUAGAGGAAUCCCACACAACUCUGGUUGAUAGCUGUGGGCUCACUGCACAGAGCUGCUCAACACUAGCCUCUGUGCUCUGCAAGCAAUCAUCAAAUCUCAGAAAACUGGAUCUCAGUGGCAACUGCAUUGGAGAUGCUGGGAUCAAGGAACUGUGUAGUGGCCUGAAGAAUCUGAAUUGUUCACUGAAGACCCUGAAGUGA
Messenger RNA from Engraulis encrasicolus (European anchovy), 2006 nucleotides. Its product is annotated as protein NLRC3-like. The annotation marks the transcript as partial. NCBI's taxonomy places the organism in Eukaryota, Metazoa, Chordata, Actinopteri, Clupeiformes, Engraulidae. Gene Ontology annotation, molecular function: protein binding. Gene Ontology annotation, biological process: intracellular signal transduction. The transcript has 2 exons. The record is from RefSeq and is a predicted model, not a curated record.